Messenger RNA from Jatropha curcas, 3275 nucleotides. The record is from RefSeq and is a predicted model, not a curated record. Lineage: Eukaryota; Viridiplantae; Streptophyta; Magnoliopsida; Malpighiales; Euphorbiaceae.
AUGUCUCAGAGUUGCUCUCUUUAUCAUAUCCCAGCUCUCGUCUGCUGGUGCUUUUGCUUCUUCAAUUCAGUCACUUGCUUUCAAAAUGAAACUGACAGACUAGCUUUGAUAUCCUUCAAAAAUGCCAUUCAACAAGAUCCAUUUCAAGUCUUGAGUUCUUGGAAUGAUUCCUUGCAUUUCUGCAAUUGGCAUGUGGUAGGAUCACUAUCACCACAUAUUGGAAAUCUUUCUUUUCUCAAGCGGAUUGAUUUGAACAAUAAUAGCUUCUAUGGCCAAAUCCCACAAGAAAUGGUCCAUCUGCACCGUCUAGGCUAUUUAAUACUCAGCAACAACUCAUUCAGUGGGAAGAUACCAGCAAAUUUGUCAAGUUGCUCAAACCUUCUGGUUGUUGAUCUCAAUGUCAACAAGUUGCAGGGUAACAUCCCUUCUGAGCUGGGCUCUUUACUGAAACUUGAAGUUUUAAUUUUGGGUAAAAAUAAUCUCACAGGGAGGAUUCCUCCUUCCAUUGGAAAUCUCUCAUCUCUUUCACUAAUCUCUUUAACAACAAAUGAAUUGCAUGGACAGACACCAGAGGAAAUCUCUCGCCUUGGGAGCUUGAGAUUUUUUAUGUUUAGCGAGAAUAAUCUAACAGGUGAAAUUCCUCAAGGCCUCUUAAACAUUUCGAGCAUUGAUACACUAGUAGUUUAUGGUAAUCAAUUACAUGGCAGUAUCCCCUCCAAUAUAGGUCUCACUCUUCCCAAGCUGAAAGUCUUUUUACUUGGAUCUAAUAAGUUUACUGGACCUAUUCCAAUUUCACUGUUAAAUGCUUCCUCCCUUGAAAAUUUUGAUUUAGAUAGUAACCAUUUUACUGGUCCGGUUCCAAAGGAUCUUGGAAAGCUGUCAGAUCUUCAAUACAUAGAAUUUUCCUAUAAUCAACUAGAAGGUGACUUAGGUUUCAUUGUUUCUCUAACUAAUUGCUCCAAUUUUAAAGAGAUGAAUGUAGCAUUUAAUUUUCUUAGAGGGUCUCUACCCAAUUCCAUUGCAAAUCUCUCAAAAGAGUUGCAGAUUCUAACUGGAAAUCAGUUUCAAGGUACCAUUCCUAGUGGAGUCGAAAACCUCAUCAACCUGCAAAUUUUGUUUUUCUCAGGAAAUUAUCUAACUGGACCUAUUCAUAUUAAUUUUGAGAAAUUUCAACAGUUGGAAACACUGAGUUUGGAGAGCAACCAAUUAAUAGGGGCCAUACCAUCUUCAAUUGGUAAUUCAUCUAAGUUGAGUCGGCUCUCUCUAGCGUUCAAUAAUCUGAAGGGAAGCAUUCCUCCAAGUCUUGGUAAUUGUCACUAUUUGAUCCAGUUGGAUCUAUCACAUAAUGGUCUCAGUGGCUCAAUACCCAAACAGGUCAUUGGCCUUUUACCCAAACAGUCAUUGGCCUUUCAUCUCUUUCAGUUUCCCCUCGACUUAUCUUGCUAAUGCGCUUUAGUGGUUCCAUUCCAUUAGAAGUUGGUUUCUAUGCAAAAUCUUGGUCAAGUUUGGAUUUAUCGCACAAUAAAUUACAAUAAAUUAUCUGGCAUGAUUCCAAACACCAUUAGCAAGUGUUUGAUUUUAGAAGAGCUUCAUCUAGAGGGAAAUUCAUUUGAAGGGAAGAUACCUCAGUCAUUUAGUGCUUUACAAGGUUUAAGGAAGCUCGAUAUUUCAAGCAACAAUUUUUCAGGAGAAAUUAUGAAUUCAUUAGCCGACCUUAAAGAGUUGAACUAUUUGAAUCUAUCUUUCAACCAAAUCCAAGGAGAGGUUCCCAAACUUGGAGUUUUUCUAAAUUCAAGUGCAGUUUCACUACAAGGAAACAAUGGUCUUUGGAGGUAUUGCUGCUGUGGAGGUAUUGCUGAAUUAAAGCUUCCUUUUUGUCUUUCCCGCAACUCCGAGAAUAAAGUAUCGUUUGUGCUGAAAGUAACAAUCCCAGUGGUUGUCGCAACAUUUCUGUCUUUUCUGGUGUGUUUGUUAGUUAUUUGGUAUUGCAAAAGGAAAUCCAGAAAGAUGAGUCUUUCUAUACCAUCAUUUCAGUACCAAUUUCUGAGAAUAUCAUAUGCAGAACUCUUCAAAGCAACAAAUGGAUUCUCUCCAGAAUAUAUAAUUGGUGUUGGUAGCUAUGGCUCUGUCUAUAAAGGAUUUCUUGAGCAAGUAGGAACAGAAGUGGCAAUCAAAGUGUUAAAUCUGCAACGAAGAGGAGCUUCAAACAGUUUCAUGUCAGAAUGCCAAGCUCUCAAAAAUAUAAGGCAUCGAAAUCUUUUGAAGCUGCUCAGUGUUUGUUCUAGCAUUGACUUUGAAGGUAAUGAUUUUAAAGCUUUGAUCUAUAAAUUCAUGGCCAAUGGGAGCUUGGAGAAAUGGUUACAUGCACAGAAUGGAAUAGAAGGAGAAUCAAGAUAUCUGAAAUUAAUUGACAGAUUAAACAUAGCCAUUGAUAUUGCUACUGCAUUAGAGUAUCUCCAUAAUGGAAGCUCAACAGAAGCUCAACAACAAUUUCAUACAUGGUUGAUCUAAAGCCAAGUAAUGCUAUAUUGCGAGAUGACUGCUCAUAUUGGAGAUUUUGGGUUGGCUAAAAUUAUCUCCACAAUAUCUGAUGAGGUUCAACCCUAUCAGAGCAACAGCUCGUCAACUAUUAAAGGAUCUAUAGGCUAUAUUGCUCCAGACUAUGGAAUGGGUGGCAGAAUGUCAAUAGAGGGAGAUGUAUAUAGCUAUGGGAUUAUAUUAUUAGAAAUUUUUACAGGAAAAAAACCAACUGAUGAUGCUUUUAAAGAUGAUUUAAGUCUCCAUACUUUUGUUGAGGGAGCUUUGCCUUAUAGAAAGAUGGAUAUUGUGGAUCAAAGAAUUCUAUCUGAAGAGGGAAGAGGGAGUUUUGAGAAAGACAUCAUCAUUUCUAUACUAAAAAUUGGAGUUGCAUGCUCAAAGGAACAACCAGGAGAAAGGAUAGAAAUGCCAAAUGCAAUAGCUCAAUUGCGGAAGAUCAAGGGCAACUAUCUAAAGGCAAGGCUAAAGCAGGAGCGAAGGAAUGCCUACCAAAUUGGAGGUCCAAGUACUUCUCGCCAUUAGUAGUGGCUUUAUUUUAAAAUAUAAAAAAUGCGUAAUUUAAAUUUGUGAUGUGCAUGUUAAAUAAUGUCUACUUUCCAUCAUGUAUGAACUUCAAUAUGAUAUUAGAAAACUCCAUGUCAUAACUGUUGAAGAUGCGAGGAAUUUAAUCCUUUGAAUUAAAUUUUCAAACGCAAUGUUUGAAAUAUAAUAAAAUAAUUUGAUUUUAGUAAGCAAAA